Cyclopterus lumpus (lumpfish) is the source of this 3690-nucleotide messenger RNA. RefSeq names its product protein phosphatase 1 regulatory subunit 29-like. The record is from RefSeq and is a predicted model, not a curated record. The coding region runs from base 554 to 3328 and encodes 924 amino acids. Lineage: Eukaryota; Metazoa; Chordata; Actinopteri; Perciformes; Cyclopteridae. Gene Ontology annotation, molecular function: protein binding. Gene Ontology annotation, cellular component: plasma membrane. The transcript has 8 exons.
AAAUCCGAUCCGAUUGGACCACCACCAGGAUAGCGGAAGACUCGAUAUUUUAAAAAGGGAGACACCGUCGAUGCGUCUGAAGAACUAUUCUGACUCAUUGAGGACCAUCUUGGACGUCCUCCCCCUCCCCUGUUCCUCUCUCUGGAGUUCAGUUCAUCUACUAAAGUAGAGGUUCUCGUCUCUUCGCUGCCGGCGUUCCCGGAUGCACAACGCUCCAUCCCUGACGACUGGCAGACGAUCUGAGGACUUCCGGCUCACGACCCUCUGCCUCUCUCUGACGGGGACUCUUGGUGGUGUCCAGGUGUGCGGGGGUCCGGGGCCAUGAGUAGCUGCUGGGGGGACAGUCUCCAGAACCCUUUGACGUGGAACAGCUGAAAUGGGGACAGGACUUGCCGCCAUGCUGCAGGCUCAGCUGUAAUCGCCGUGACGACGACGCCCUCUCCGCUCACCUCGCUCUCCACUUAGACUCGGCCGCUUGCCCCCCCCCCAAACUGCUGCCCUGCUGCCUCCCUCCUUUCUACUGAGGCCAUCUCCAACGCUCCUUAUCCGAACCAUGGCCGGCAGACUCCGCUCGUCCUCCCCGUUCCUCCACCUCCUGCUCCCUGCACUGGUGCUCCUCCACCUGCCCGGCAUGGUGAAGGGUGACUGCUGGCUGAUAGAAGGGGACAAAGGCUACGUUUGGCUGGCUAUCUGCAGCCAGAACCAGCCUCCGUACGAGACCAUCCCCCAGCACAUCAACAGCACGGUUCAUGAUCUGAGGCUGAACGAGAACAAACUGAAGGCGGUGCUCUUCACCUCCAUGUACCGCUUCACCAACCUCACGGACCUCAAUCUUACCAAGAACGAGAUCAGCUACAUCGAGGACGGGGCCUUCGCCGGACAGGCCAACCUGCAGGUUCUCCAGCUGGGCUACAAUAAGAUGACCAACCUGACUGAGGGCAUGUUGAGAGGUCUGGGCCGAAUGCAGUGCCUCUUUUUGCAACACAACCUUAUUGAGGUCAUUGCCACCAAUGCCUUCUGGGAGUGCCCGAGCCUCAGCAGCCUGGACUUAUCUUCCAAUAAGUUGGCCCGUCUGGACCCGUCUACCUUCACUGUCCUCAACAGGCUGCUGGUGUGUGAACUGGCAGGAAAUCCGUUCCACUGUGGCUGCGAUCUCUACAGCUUCCUCGCCUGGCUGGAGGCGUUCAACAACGUCACCCACACCUACGACCGCCUCCAGUGCGAAACCCCUCUGGAAAUGACUGGUUUUCCACUUCUUAGCCCGGUGCCCGGACACGGAAAAAAUGCCCGUUACACUCUUUUAGCCAUGUGUCGGGAUGGUGUGAUAAUUCCAGGGAUGACUUCCCAGACACCUGAUCAGGAUGGCUCAGGUUUUGACAACCCGGACCAAGUCGUGCAGAUCCCACGGCCAUACAGCAAGAUGUACAUCCUCUCCCAGUUCAACCAAAGUUUUUCUGUAGACAUCAAGUCCCUUAUAAAAAAGAAGGAGGUACUAAAUUUGGACAAACUGAAACCGCACACAAACUACACGUAUUGUGUGGUUUCUGCAAGCAAAUAUCAGCGCUACAAUCACACCUGUCUGUCCUUUACCACACGGGCUAUGGGACCAGAGGACCCGCGAGCCAAUCCAUCCACAACUACCCACUACAUCAUGACCAUCUUGGGGUGUCUGUUUGGCAUGGUCAUUGUGCUCGGAUUGGUCUAUUACUGUCUCAGACGGCGACGCAUCGAGGAAGAGAAGCAGAAGGCUAUAAGUGUGAAGAAAACUAUUUUGGAGAUGAGGUAUGGCCCUGAGGCGGCUGCUGCUGUGGCUAAUGACCCAGGCGCCAUGCAGCGUCUCCAGGAGCAAGCUCACCACCAGCACCACCACUCAGGGGGAGCAGGAGGCAAGCUGCCCCCAUCUGCCUCCUCUAGCACAGGCAUGCUCCACGGCUCUACCAACACCAGUUCUUCCCGCCUCUCCACCUUGCCACAGGUGGAAAAAAUGGCCAGUGCUUUUUCUGAGGCAAUGGGCGGCAAAGGAAACUACAUGGAUGUGAGGACAGCGGGAUUGGCAGGGGAAGGAAGAGAGGGAGGGACGGGAGUUGGAGGAGCAGUGAUAGGAGGGGAAGUACUUGUGGAUAGGCGAGGUGGGGCUGAGAAUGGGACGGAGGCUGGGGAGGAUUCGGAUGACGAUGGCCGUGGCUCAGCAUCAGAGAUCUCCACCAUCGCCAAGGAGGUGGACAAGGUGAACCAGAUCAUCAACAACUGCAUUGAUGCCCUGAAGCUGGAUGCCUCCGCUAAUGUUGUAACCACGGCUGACAAUGGCAACCCUGUGUCCUCCUCCCAGCCGCAAACUUGCAUCACCUCCCUCCCCCGCAACCUCCUGCCCCUCUCUCCAGGCCACCCUGGAGAUCAGAUCAUGGCCUCCUCUCCAAAGGUGCAUCCAAAGUGUCAUCCCCAGUCUCACCCUCAGCCACAUCCUCAGUCACAUUCUCAUCCUCAGCUACAUCAGCCACCUCACCCGCCUUCAAUGGCCCCAGUGCCCCUUGUCAUGUCCCUCUCUGAGCGGCCGGGCAUCAGCGGUGGGGGGUUCCUCUCCCCUCCUUACCGUGACCCACCCCCAGCUAAUGCCGUGCGGCCCCUUCAGAGGCAGUUGAGCGCUGACACUGGUGUGGCGAAGAAUCGUUGUGGUGCCCCGGCUGCGGGAUCUGCCAAGAACAACAGGGUGUUCAGUGUAGAUAUCCCUGAGCAACGCAGUGAUCCUCCCAAGUACCCAACAGAAAAAGGCAGCCCUGGGGGUUGUGGCGGAGGUGGUGGCUGCAAUGGGAAUGGGAUGGGAAACAUAAAUGGCGGUGGGGUGAGUUUGAAUGGGGGCGGGAUGGGGUGUAAUAACGGCAGUGGAGGCGCAGGUGUUGGCCCUGGACAGCAGCAGCAGCAGCAGCACCACUUGGAGGUUCAGCCAGACUACCACAGCUCUGAGCACCGGCACUCCUUUCCUGCACUCUACUAUGAGGGCGGCAACGAGUCACCCUCACCAGCCCAAAAGGCGUCCUUCCUCAAGCCACUGGGCCGCACCAAGAGGGAUGCCAAAGCCACCUACUCCCAGCUCUCACCUUCUCGCCACCACAACUACAACUCUGGCUACUCCUCCAGUCCUGAGUAUUCGUCUGAGAGCACACUGCGGAUCUGGGAGCGAUUCCGGCCUUACAAGAAGAGCCCCAGAGAGGAAGCCUCGUACAUAGCGGCAGGCCACGCCCUGCGUAAGAAGGUGCAGUUUGCCAAGGACGAGGACCUUCACGAUAUUUUGGACUACUGGAAGGGAGUUUCUGCCCAGCAGAAGCUGUGAGCAGAAGAAGCUAAGUAAAAUGGUGUAAGGGAGAUUGUGAGGUUGGAUGCCAACAGCAAACUAAAAAAAGAGGACUAGAUGUUAUUGUAGCAAGACGGAUGAUGAUGAUGACGAUGUUUCCUAUGGGGUGUCCAGUGACACGGUUCAUUCCCAGAGUUGAAGAGGUAUCUCUGAGUGUAUUUUUUUUCUAACUGAUUCUGUGAUAAUCCAUUGACAUUUUAGACCAGUUGUUUCUGAAGUUGGCUGUGUUCAGCACAAUACUGAGUGAUAAUUGAAUCACGCUGUUCACCAGAGUACCUCAUACUGGGCACUUUGGUCCUUGCAGGCAGUCCUUGCAGUAAGCCCACUGAAUCCACACUGAC